Colletotrichum destructivum is the source of this 1442-nucleotide messenger RNA. RefSeq lists its product as uncharacterized. The record is from RefSeq and is a predicted model, not a curated record. Lineage: Eukaryota; Fungi; Ascomycota; Sordariomycetes; Glomerellales; Glomerellaceae. The transcript is spliced from 2 exons. Bases 828 to 1361 code for a protein of 177 amino acids.
UCCUUACUUGAACAGGCUUGAAACCUUUUUGACAGGAAACUGAGUACCUUACGUACAACAAGUACAGGGCCAACUCAAUUCGUCUCGGUGACCAGCCCCCAGCUACCUUCCCUGGCUCGGUGAGUUCAAGUGGGAAAAUUGGAAAAGAGGAUACCAAACACCAUGAGGGCCUAUGGUGAUCGUCGAACCCCUUCGUAAUGGAGCAGGCUGACGUCUCCCAAGGAGAAAGGGGCAACUACGAGUAGGGACAGCACCAAGGAAACUGUUCUUAACUAGAGGCAGUAUCGUCAUAGUAGCCCCAGUUGUCACCACGAGCCGUCCCGCUCACGACCCCCACACCUCGGUGAGCCCUCGGUCAGGAUCGAUCGGUCGGGAUGUCGAUGAGAUCGCCGCCGCGCCGAAAACUGUAGAACACCUCAACCCGCUGAAACACCAAGUUUUUGGAUCUUCCACCGUGAAAUGCAUGUUGAUGGCGUCGAGGUGGGAGGAAAGCAGGCGGUGGUGAUGUAAUUAGGUGCUCAUCCGCCCUAUUCUGAAGGCGAUAAUGUGGAGAGCUGAAGUCAUCCCGCAGUGGGUGUGCCGUCUGUGCUGGGGAGCAUUAUCUCCGACUUGGGUUGAUGUAAGAUGAGUUGAACAUGAUGUCAUGCGCCGAGAUGGUGUUUAAAGGAGAGCAUUUGGACGCUCGAUGAUUCGGAAGAAACAAAGACGAUCCAAUUCAAUCACGCACUUCAAUACCAAAACAAGCCUCAAAUUAUCCAAACGAAAUUUGGACAUUACAACAAACGAUCAUCAACCAACAACUUUACCAAAAACAAACAACCAUCAAAAUGUCUGCUCAGUACAACAAGGCCCCCAGCGCUGGCACCAAGGUCGAGCCCGGCUCCGCAGCUCCCACCCGCGGCGAAGCCACCGGCCCCGUUCCCUCAGGCUCCCUUGCAGCCGAGUCCGCCAGCCACGGCGGUGAAUUCGCCAAAAACCGCGGCGUCGAUGCUUCCAACCCCUCCUCAACCUCCAACACCUCUUCUUCCCAAACCGGCACCCGCGCUGCUCCCGGGUCCGGCUCCUCAUCGGUCCCCGGUCAGGCCGGCGAGGCGCCAACGUACGUGAACAACCAGUACAUCCGCGACCCUAACGGCCCGCACGGCAAGAACAUCACGGAGGGCUUCGACACGAAGAACACGCGUGAUGGCGUGCAGGCGGCUUUCAAUGCCGAGAUCGGCAGCGAGAACGACCCCAGCCGCGCGGCGGAGCAGGGCUUCCUGCAGAGCCAGACCAAGGCCGGCCGCGACGCCGGUCCCCGCCAGACCGAGGCCGGCGGGCAGACGGUGUACGAGAACUUGAAGAGCGAUGUCCAGGCGUAAAGAGAGGCUGGGGAUUUUGCGCGGAGGAGAAAUGUGUAACGACUUUGUAUGAAUAACAUUAAAAUACCCAAUGGGUGAUGU